Molecule: messenger RNA, 1854 nt
Organism: Caenorhabditis remanei
Lineage: Eukaryota; Metazoa; Nematoda; Chromadorea; Rhabditida; Rhabditidae
Exons: 3
Coding region: 1-1854 (617 amino acids)
Molecular function (GO): protein binding
Source: RefSeq, a predicted model, not a curated record
AUGGAACCUACUUUUCCUCUACUACAACUACCCGAGAAUGCUAUCAUCACUGUUCUCAAAAACCUGGGUUUGGGACAAUUGUUCAUCAUCUCCCUUGUCUCGUCGAAAACUAAGAAUCUCGUGACAUCAUUGGGAUUAAGAGCCGAUUGUGUUGGCAUCAUCAUUACAAGUAUCAUUUCUAUAUCUGUAGACGUUGGGAGAGACCGCUUCCAUUUGACCAUUUUCAAUAAUUCGAAUGAUGAAAAUGGAGAAUUACCCGCAGACAUAACUCUCCCAGUUUCUGCGAAUUUUUAUUUUGAAGACACUAAAAUGCAAUUAACAACCCAAUUAUUCAACUUCAGCAAUUGGUUGAAUCACGUUCAAGCAAUGUUCUGUUGGAUUAAGCCACCGAAUGUUUAUUUUGGUCGAGGCUGUGAGAUAUUUAAGGUUCAGUCGUUGAAAGAUGCAAUUGGAGAUGUCAACGAUCUCUAUGUGUCUGGACGAUUGACGGAUGUUAUGAGCAGAGAAGUUUUGAAACAAUUUAAUACUCCCAACAUAUUAUAUCUGAACAAGAAUCCAUUCGAAGAUGUCUCAGAAAUUCAAAAAUUCUUCAUUCAAAACCGGAAAACUAUUAUAUUUGAUGACGUUUACUCAUUGGAUGAUAUGUUAUUGGUCAAUAGCAAACGAGCCGAACUCUCCCAUCCAAUAUCGCAGAAACAAUUCAAUCAAUUCCUCAAACAAUGGAUCCGUGGCUCAAAUCCAAGACUGCAAGACAUGUCUCUAUCAAUCCAUAAAAUUGAUUUUGACAGUGGAGAAGUUUAUUUGAAUGGGAUCCGAUGCACUACUAUGGAAGAAGUAGCGAAACAAGAAAUCAUUGAAAACCACAGACUACCAAUUGCUGAUAUGGCACAAAUCAGACGGAAUGACGGUACAACUGCAGUGGUUGUGACCAAAGAUUCAGAAAAUGUUUUGUUUGACUUCUCUCUUAUCUCAACAAAAACUAAGAAUCUCGUGACAUCAUUGGGCUUAAGAUCCAUUUCUGUUGAGAUCAAGUUAUGUCGUGUGAUUCGUAUAUUUGUAUGCUUCGAAAAUGCCCGAUUCCAGUUUAUUAUUUACAAUUUUUCGAAUGACCUGGAUGGGGAAUUACCCGCAGACAUUGCUCUUCCAGUUGGUGCUGCUUUCUUUGGAUGGCCAGGCCCAAUAAUUCAAUUAACAACUCCACUACUCAACUUCAACAAUUGGUUGAAUCAUAUUCGUACGGUAUUCUGUUACACUCUGCCACCGUGCAUUAGUUUUUCUCGAGGCUCUGAGAGAUUUAAUAUUGGAUUGUUGAAAGAUGCAAUUGGAAGUGUCAAUUUGCUUCUUGUGUUAGAGCAAUCAACUUAUAUCCAAUACAAGAACAUCUUGAGUCAUUUCAAUACACCCAGCAGAUUAUUUCUGGUCAGGAAUCCUUUUGAAGAAGUCUCAGAAAUUCAAAAAUUCUUCAUUCAAAACUUCCAAAGCUUUGCAUUUCAUGAUGUAUACUCAUUGGAUGACAUGUUGCUGGUCAACAGUGAAAAAAUCAAAUUCACCUGCCCAAUAUCACAGAAACAGUUCAAUCAAUUCGUCAAGCAUUGGAUCCGUGGAUCUAAUCCAAGACUGCAAUGCAUGUCUCUAUCAAUCGAUAAAAUUGAUUUUCCCAGUGGAGCAGUUUAUUUGAAGGGGAUCCAAUGCAUGGAAAUGAAUGAAGAGUCAAAACAGGAAAUCCGUGAAAACCACAGUCUCUCAGUCAAUGUCGAUAUGGUACAAGUCAGACGGAGAGACGGGACACCUGCAGUUGUUGUGACCAAAGAUUCAGAACAUGUUUUGUAUGUUCAUUUCAUUGUAUUGUAUUAA